AUGUCCGUCGAGGUCUCGCCGCUCAAGUACAAGCACGCAUUUGAUCGCAUUCACACUGUUUCGAAACUCAUCGAGGUGUCGCAAAACUACAAAACGCCACUGUUUCUCACUUUUAUCGAUUUGAAGAAAGCCUUCGAUUCACUUGAGACUGAAGAAGUCAUGGAAUUGUUCGACGACAAUCUUCUACAAGAAUGUCAUAACCUAUCAUCGACCCCGAUGACGUAUAAAGGACGUGGUAUGAAGUACCGUUCGCUGUUAUGGGAAUACACUAAACAGGUUGAGUACUCAGCAAUAGAUGAGGAAACUUAUCAGAAAUGCGGAUCAGCCACAGCACUACUACAAAGUAGCAUGAGGCAAAUAAAAGAGGCAAGAGAAAACCUCCAAGAAUUAUAUAACGAGGUUAGAGAUGCAUAUAAAAACUGCAAAAACAAGUCCGAAAGGAAGGAUUUGAUGAUUGAAAUGGAACAAAUAGAGGAAGAAUCGCAGCUACAAUCUGUGAUAGCUGAAGCAAACGACCUAAGUUUCAUGCUAACAGCGCACCUUGAUGAAACAAAAAAUAUGCGCGAAAAUAUGGAAAUCAAACUGGGAUACAUGUCUCUAAAGCCCCAAAGAGACGAUAACGUCAGCAAUGAAGAAAACGAAGAAAGGGAUGGCGAAAUUGAUAACACAAACGAAAAUUGUGUGCGAGACACCACAAUGCCAUCUUGCUCGCAAGACACAUCAAAUUCAGCAUCGACACGCAAUAGUGGCACAGUCAAAAGGACGCUGAGGUCAAUAAAACUUCCACAAGCCACACUACCAAAAUUUUACGGGAACUCUGACGACUUUCCUAGAAUACUGGGCCAUUUUUGA
This is a messenger RNA of Necator americanus (New World hookworm), 852 nucleotides long. RefSeq lists its product as uncharacterized. The record is from RefSeq and is a predicted model, not a curated record. The transcript has 3 exons. NCBI's taxonomy places the organism in Eukaryota, Metazoa, Nematoda, Chromadorea, Rhabditida, Ancylostomatidae. The coding region runs from base 1 to 852 and encodes 283 amino acids.